UACAACUUCAUAGUCCAAUCAUAUUUGUUUGUUAACCACAAAAUCACAAUACAAUGAUAUUUAGGUACAAUAUCGGUAUUAUUGUACUUGUUUUUGUGCUCUCAAUUUGGGCCAGCGUUGAAGGUCGUAGUAUCUCUAAAUUCGUAACUGAAGAAACAGUAGGGACCAAAUGGGCUGUCCUAGUUGCUGGCUCUAAUGGAUGGUGGAAUUAUAGGCAUCAGGCUGAUGUAUGCCAUGCUUAUCAACUACUCAAAAAAGGGGGUCUCAAAGAUGAGAACAUCAUUGUAUUCAUGUACGAUGAUAUUGCUAACAACACUAUGAAUCCUAGACCUGGGGUUAUCAUUAACAAUCCACGUGGUCAAGAUGUUUACAACGGUGUCCCUAAGGAUUACGUGGGUGACGACGUGAAUGCUGAUAAUUUUUUCAAUGUUAUCCUUGCAAAUAAAAGUGGCAUUACUGGGGGAAGUGGGAAAGUUUUGAACAGUAGUCCAAAUGACCAUAUUUUCAUCUACUAUACUGAUCAUGGUGGCCCUGGUAUUGUCUCAAUGCCAACUGGAGUUGUCUACGCAAAUGAUCUGAUUAACGUGUUAAAAAAGAAGCAUGCUUCGGGAACAUAUAGUAAACUGGUGUUUUAUUUAGAAGCUUGCGAGUCUGGAAGCAUGUUUGACGGUCUUCUUCCUGAAGGUUUAAGUAUUUAUGUCACAACUGCUUCAAAACCCAAUGAAAACAGUUGGGGAACAUAUUGUGGUGCGGGUGAUGCACGAGAUCCCUGCUUGGUAGAGUGUCCCCCUCCUGAGUUUAAAGGUGUGUGCUUAGGAGACUUGUACAGUGUUGCUUGGAUGGAGGACAGCGAUGUUCAGAGUCGAGAAACUGAAACUCUAGAUGAACAGUAUCAUAAGAUUGCAAAUAGAACUGCAGCAAACCUAACAUAUGGCUCACAUGUGAUGCAAUAUGGUGAUAUGGAGUUGAGUUUUGAUGCUCUUUUCCAGUAUAUGGGUGUUGCUUCUAAAAACCACACUUAUGUUUCCGUGGAUUCCAAAUCAUUCUCAGUAUACUCACGAAAUGUAGACCAACGAGAAACUGAGUUUUUCUAUUGGCAAUCUAAAUACCGAGAUGCUCCUGAAGGCUCUGAUGAACAUUUUGAAGCUCGUGCCAGACUUAUUGAAAUUGUAGCACAUAAAAGUCAAGUGGACAAUAGCGUAAAACAUCUUGGAGAGAUUUUGUUUGGAGUUGAAUAUGGUAGGGAGACAUUGCAAAGAGUCCGACCUGUUGGACAACCACUAGUUGAUAAUUGGGAUUGCCUUAAAUCCUAUGUCGCGAAAUUUGAGGCACAUUGUGGAAAAUUAACCUCAUAUGGAAAGAAACACAUACGUGGUAUCGCCAACAUAUGCAAUGCUGGAAUUGAGAGUGAGCAAAUGGUUGCUGCAACUCUACAAGCAUGUCCCCCUUAGUAGGGAUGAGAGCAAUCUUAGCAAAAUUUACUAUAUGUUGUGCUUGUUUGGGUCAUGCUAUGGCUGCAAAAUUCCACCUUGUGUAGCUUGCAAAGUAAUAAUGUUAAUUAGUUCUUCCUAUUUGAAAGAUGUGCAAGUAAAAAUCCAAAAGUUUGGAAUUAAAUAGAGAUUGUAAGAAGGUUCAAUAUUUUGUAGUUUUCACACUUGAUAAAUAUUAUGCAAUUAUCAAAAGAAAAAAAUGUCGAAAACGUAAGUCAAAAGCAAUCAAGAUGUUUUAACAA
Capsicum annuum is the source of this 1732-nucleotide messenger RNA. RefSeq names its product vacuolar-processing enzyme. The coding region runs from base 54 to 1451 and encodes 465 amino acids. The transcript has 9 exons. Gene Ontology annotation, molecular function: cysteine-type endopeptidase activity. Gene Ontology annotation, biological process: vacuolar protein processing. NCBI's taxonomy places the organism in Eukaryota, Viridiplantae, Streptophyta, Magnoliopsida, Solanales, Solanaceae. The record is from RefSeq and is a predicted model, not a curated record.